AUGCCGGAGGUGGCAGUUCAGACUGGUCAUUCGACUCCCAAUCCCUUGGAUUCAGGCUCCCUUUCCCAUUCCUUCUAUGCACCUGAGGGUGCUGUCUUUGGCCUUCAAAAAGCGCCCUUUUUUUCCGCCUUCACGCGGCCUAGUCUCGAGGAACGUCGUCGGCGUAUGCGACUGCGCUAUGACCUGGCGAGUCGCUCUCUUUCUUGGGGCCUUGUGGUGGAGCCCUAUUUGACCCCGCUGAUGGCGGUCAACAUCGUCCUGGGCGAGCUUGGGGCGGCCCCAAUCACCUCUGAUGAGGCCCGUGUCGCUAUCGAUCGGGUCGUCAACUACUACGCGAGGGAGGUCCGCUCUCCCUCGCCCUGCGAAGGGGCCAGGAGAAGACGAAGAAAAGAAAAAGGGGAGGGCGAGCAGGGGGUGGUCCCGAGCUCGCAGGGGUCAAUUUUGUCCACCCUCAAUGCGUCACAGGUGAUGACAACGCAACGGCGCGGCGAGUGGGAGAGCCGGGCUGCGAUCCUGCAGGACGCUCUCCUUGUGGAGGUGCUGAGGGAGCUCUGCGCGUCGCCACGGAGGGGCUGCGCGCUGAAAGUGAGCCGCAUGCCCGACCGCGAGGUCCGCCGGAUGCGCGGCAAACGACGCCUUGGGCUCAUCGAUGUCCUGCCGCAGCGUCGCGCUGUUCUGCUCGCCGACCGCUGCGACCCCUCUUUUGCGCUGAUCUAUGGUGUUGUCGGCGGUCCGCCGCGGACCGCCAAAUCCAGAUUUCACAUGUCAAACUCGACUUUCUCGAACAAUGCGGAUGAACACCCCAACGACGUGUCUGAUGGUAUCACAUACAUGCAGGUGCUCGCCGUUGCGCACCAUCCAGUUCCAUGGCGACGGAUUAUUAAGACGCACUUUCCCUCUUUUUCAGCGAAAGAGCUCGCCGUCGCGUUUAUCGAGAAGGUUGAUAAGGUGAAUGACGGGGAGGCGGAGAAUGCCGUGGUGCCCAGUCGUCAGUCCUCCACACAACCAAUUCUUCUGGGCGAGUGGGAGGACUCCAGCAGCCUAGCCAACCACCUCAAGGAGGGAGAAGUUCACGUAAAUCAAUACAACAAUAGAGAAAUAAACUCACAAGGAAAUAAAGGCGGUGCCAAAUCGAGAGGUAUGGAUAUAUCAACAUUUACAGUUAAGGAUCAUGAUGUGGAAAAGGUUCAGCGCGACGCAGAUGGAUUAUUCUUUCAAUCUUCAGCCUCCUCUUCUUAUUGUGAGAGUGAGUCAAGUGAGAUUGAAAGCGUAGGAGCAACUAACGUCAUACCGAAAACUAGCCUUUCGAGAACAGCUCAACCAUUUUUUACGAGAGAAAAUACUAUUUCAAAUGACCCGUUACUCUCCAUUCCACAUACCGGUAAUCAGGGGUACCAACUUGGUCGGGGAAAGCGGCACUGGCUGGAGCGUUUUCUUCCCAAAAAAUAUUUAAAUGGGUCAGGAUCACUAUUUUCGGAUAUGCGUCAUUUUUCGGCCAACGAUGAUCAAUAUACUGAAGUUAUCUAA
Molecule: messenger RNA, 1527 nt
Organism: Phytomonas sp. Hart1
Lineage: Eukaryota; Euglenozoa; Kinetoplastea; Trypanosomatida; Trypanosomatidae
Source: the annotation of a GenBank genome assembly